AAGACGCUCCAAGAAGGUAUGGACAUCAGGGGUCUUCAUGUUUUCCAUUGUGCCAUACUCAACUACUGCAACCACACCUUUCUCCUUCGCGCUAGCUCAAUCUCCCGAGUUCGGAUCCAAAUCUGAACUUGACCCAGUUCCACCUCUAACCCCGCUCUUCGGCAUCAAGGAACAACCUAACUACCCCUUCUGCGGCGAU
Molecule: messenger RNA, 199 nt
Organism: Sphenostylis stenocarpa
Lineage: Eukaryota; Viridiplantae; Streptophyta; Magnoliopsida; Fabales; Fabaceae
Source: the annotation of a GenBank genome assembly